Periophthalmus magnuspinnatus is the source of this 4929-nucleotide messenger RNA. RefSeq lists its product as uncharacterized. The transcript is spliced from 24 exons. The coding region runs from base 260 to 3979 and encodes 1239 amino acids. NCBI's taxonomy places the organism in Eukaryota, Metazoa, Chordata, Actinopteri, Gobiiformes, Gobiidae. The record is from RefSeq and is a predicted model, not a curated record. Gene Ontology annotation, cellular component: shelterin complex. Gene Ontology annotation, biological process: regulation of telomere maintenance via telomere lengthening; telomere capping. Gene Ontology annotation, molecular function: telomeric repeat DNA binding.
GCAUUCAGCCAACCAGGAAAAAGGGACUUAAGAUCGGCACAGUACCGCCUCUGCCAGGGACCUUUGUUCUGCCCCUCGAUCUCCCACAAAAUACCAAAACAAGCCAAUGAUCCGCGACUAUAAUAACCUCCGAUCGGUGCGUUAUAUAAGCUAAUGGCUGUAGUUUUAUCGCGGAACAUAACUACAAACUGCGAGCUACGUUUGAGUGGAGAAAUCCAACACAAGAGCCCACCCCGGGAACCAUUUUUGUCAUCUGCCAAUGGAAACAAAACACGAAGAUGAGAACGAGAGCCGGCAAGGUAAUGGACUCCCGAUGCGCUACCUCCGUCUGCUGGCACCUCCGUUGCAGCUCCUGUCUGCAACCAUGUGGCAGGUCGUGCAACAGGGCCUUGUGCAACAUUAUGGGAUGUUGGAGGAGUUUGUUACCAUGGUGACAGAGCUGGUUCCGGAGCUCAUGAGCUACAACCAGAGAGCACAGCUGAUUCUGGGGCUGCGGGCCAGGCUUGUUUUGGAGAUGUGUCGAGGAGAAGAGCCACUGGACACAAAUGACAUUCAAAACCAUCUGGAUAGAAUUAAAGCCCCAAGCACCGCAAAGGAUCAGCCUGAACAUCUUGACCGGGUGGAAGAAUCCCAAGUGAAAUUUGUUGAGCUUGUACAUUCAUUAUUAAAGAAUUCUUCAAAACGAAAACACUUUUUUCAAGAUAUCUUCCCUGAUUAUUACGGCCCAAAGUUCGACACCGCUCUGGAGAUGUUGGUUUGGGAGUUCAUCACGAGGCUGGAGGAGCUUCUGCCUGCUCCAGACUUCACACAGGUUGCGGCUCUGCUCGGCGAUGCUCCCUGUCUGUUAGAGGAUUGUUUACAAUCGUUCUUCGCUCCAGAGGAAAUGAAGGCUGUGGUGGAACAUCACCGAAAUCUGGGAUUCUUUGAGGAGAAAGACUCCAGACUUUUGCCAAUGGACGAUUGUAUCCUCUCUGCUCUCUCUCUUCCGUCUGAAGCCACACCCACUCCAGACUCUGCCCUCUUGGAGCUGACCCCAAACCCCGAGCUGGACCACCAGAGGAACAGCAGCAUAGACCAGAGCCUCAGUCCCAGUAAAACUAAUGAGCCUGCAAAUGCUGACAUUGGAGACUUAACCUCCUCCAUGGACGACGUGAGCAAGUCCAGUCAGGUCACAGGGGGCAGGGUGCUGAGGAAGAGGAAGCAGACCGACUAUAAAGACAUUCCCCGGAAACAACCAGCUAAGGCCUUACCACACAGGAACUCCUCAGCGGAUGAAGACAAUUCAAGUGACUCUCCUUUGAUCUCAAUAUGGGGAGAUUACACAGACAGUCCCAAACCAUCAGUGGGCUCAGACUCUAAGGUGCACUGGUCCGAUGAGGAGACUGUGAUUCUAUUGGAUGUUUGGGGUAUGAACGUUGUGAAUCCUCGACGACUGAAGAACCGACAGCUUCUGAGUCAGAUCUCCCAUAAACUGUGUGAGCACGGGUACCGGAGGACGCCCGAGCAGUGCAAGUCCAGAAUCAAACGCCUACGCAGAUACUUCACACAAGUCAGCAGCAGUGUGAACGGUAAAGUGGAGUGUAAGUUUUAUGACCAGUUGGAGCGAAUCCUCAGUGCAGAUCCAGACUCCACAUGUGACGCAGACGAUGGAGACGAAGAAGAAAACCAAGAAAUGGAUGACGACCUGCAGUUUAUCGAACAGAACCUGCCUCUGGACAUCUCCACGGAUAUGGUUUCUUCCAGUGCUCGCACCACUUGGUCCGACUCAGAGACCCUGGCCCUGAUCAACAUUUGGGGGGAGAACAAGCACCAGGUGGGGUCCAGCGGGGGUCACCGUGGAGCUCAGCUGUUCAACAUUGUCUCAAAGAAGAUGGCUGCUCUGGGAUAUUUCAGGACGCCGGAUCAGUGCCAGACGAGGAUGAAAAGACUCAAGUCGAGGUUCAGGCAGAGCUACGACAGCAACUGUGUUGGAGGAGGGCAGGACCGUGUCUUUUCUGAGCUGGCCCGGUUUAUGCCGAGGGACCACUCUCUGGAGGACGAGGUGGACAGGGCCUUGGAGGAGCUGCAGGACGACGACCUGUCUGCUUACUUCAACCAGGACCUGGAUGCCGUUUUCAAUCUUCAGGAAGAGAGAAAAAAAGUGACUUGGUCAGACAAAGAGACUGUUCUACUACUGGAGAUCUGGGGCGAUCCACAGGUUCAACAGGACUUAAAGCGCUUCCCUCAUAACUCUCCAUUUUAUAAUGAGAUUGCGGAGAAGUUAGCAGGCUGUGGCUAUCGUCGCAGCGCAGACCAGUGCUACACUCGAAUCAAGCGCCUUAAAGCUCUGUAUCGAAACUGUCUGGACAGAUUGGAUAAAGGAGGGGUCAAAUCAGAUUUUAAAUUUUAUAACAUUCUGGAGAAGAUCCUGGGCAGCCAACCAUCAACAUCCUCAACACCUUCAACUCCCUCCACUAAAGUAACAGACACUAUAGAGAUCUCUGAGGACUCCAACAGUGACUCAGUGCCUGAAAUAGAUGGAGUAAGCUUGUCCACUGAGAUGGGUUACUGGUCGGAUGUGGAGGUUCGGACGCUGAUUGAUAUUUGGGCGGAGGAGGAAGUGAAAAAAUCUCUCACGGGUGAAGUUCAAAACGGACAGAUGUAUUCAAAUAUCAUACAGAAAAUGAUGGCUCUUGGCUUCUCCAAAACCUACAACCAAUGCUGCUUAAAAGUCAAGGAGCUGAGGAACAAUUUUCACCAAUGCUAUGAAAGGAAAAAGGCUGGUAAAGUGGUGGAAUACAGGUUUUAUGAUCAGUUAGAGCCAAUACUCGAACCUUUGAUGGAAGAUCCUGACGAGAAAGAUGAAGAGACGGAAAAUCGUCCAGUAGCCGACAGUGUGAGCUCAGUUUGGGAGGAGCCUGAGACCAUUGCGUUCCUACAGAUCUGGGCAGCGGACGACAUUCAACAAAACCUCAAAUCUUCUUUCCGAAAUGGACGAAUUUACGCCGAAAUCUCAGAGAAAAUGUCCACUCUAGGAUACCACAAGUCGGCCGAGCAGUGCCAUGACCACAUUACCAAACUAAAAAAAAACUACAGGCGAUACUGCAGAGGGGGUUCCCGUAGGACUGUGUUUCCCUACCUCCACAUCAUGGCUCCAGUUCUGGGAGGUUUGGGGUUCAGUUCAGAUGCCGAUGCUGCAGCUUUUGACUCUAACCAGGAUGUCUACAUGGACAAGGACCAGGAUGUCUAUGAGCAGCCUUCCACCAGUCAGCCAAUGUCAGACCAAGGGAAAAAGGCCACAUGGUCAGACACGGAGACCCGACUUUUGCUGAAGAUCUGGGGGGAAGACAGGAUCCAGAUGACACUAAAGGGCUCCUUAAAGAACCGCCAUGUUUAUGACCACAUCUCUACUGCCUUGAGUGAAUACGGCUUCACCCGCAGCGCAGACCAGUGCUACACACGCAUCAAACGCCUCAAGGCAGGAUACCACCACGAGAAGGCAGAUUUCAGGUACUACAAAGAGCUGCAAGAGAUUCUGCAGAAACAACCCAAAGCCGACACUUCAUUUGAAGAGGUGCCUCUGCCCGACAUGAGCCUCCCCGACCUAUCCUUUUCCGACAUGUCUUUCAUAGAGGACCCAGACCCAAACAAAGGUGUAUGGACCGGAGAUGGCACUAAGGUUAUCUGGAGCGAUAAAGAGACUAAAGUGCUGCUGGACAUCUGGGCGAGUGAAGCCGUGCAGCAGAACCUAAAGGGAAGCACCAAGAACAAGCACAUCUUUGAGCAGAUCUCCAGAGCCAUGAUGAGUCAUGGAUAUAUGCGCAGUGCCGACCAGUGCCAGAGCCGCAUCAAGAGGCUUCGGGCCGGCUUCAAGAGCGCCAUCGAUGGACGCAAAGGCGGAAAGCAGGAAGUGAAGUUCUUCAACCAUCUGAUGCGAGCUUUUGGAAACAAGUACCUGAACGCUACAACUGAGGGAGUAGUCGAGGACGGAGAUUUUUGAAACAUCUCAUCACCACACAGCCAUAGAGAAGACACAGAAACCUCAACCGAAGAUACUAAAAUACAGUUUCUUGUUUACAAACUUUCAAUGCAUUUUAUCUGUUCACACAGCUCUAGCCUUUUCAAGAGUGUGCUGUUGAAUUGGCCUUAACUUUAAUGAAAAUAUGAGCUAACUGAGUCCGUCCUACUACAUGAGUGUUAAUGUUUGUAGCAUUUGGCUGCAUUUUGAAAGUUGGUACUUAAUUUUUAAUUGUAUGAUUUAGAAUGAAUUGUGUUGUAUGUGCAAGUAUUCAAAAUUUAUCUUUUUUAUUUAAGUAAUUAUUUAUAUUUAUUAUUCAUAUUUUAAGCUGGUCUCAUACAUUUCAGUUACGUUACUACUACAAGUUCAAGUUGUAAUUCUUUAUUGCUUAAAGGUGCGCUAUGUACCUUUUCUAGUAGAGGGUCCACCACCUGCUUGCUUUGAUUAGAAUAUUCCACAGUUAAACUUAUCUUAUGACACUACUAGGAAAGUUACAGAUCAAAUCUAUGGAGAAGCAAGUUUGCUCACACUAAGAAUGCAUGUUUUUGAGGUAUAUUUUCCAGCAAUAAAAACACCUGUAAUUGAAUAAAUGCAAGAUAAGAUUAAUGCCAUACUGCAGAAUGUUCCAGACAAGGCAUUAACAUCUCCAUGGUGACAAAGCGGGAAGCGAACCCCCCAUCAGAAAAGUUACACAGUGUAUCUAAAUGCCAAAAGCCUAAACUUUAAAACUGAUUUGUUUUAAUUUUUCUACAUAUACAUGUUCAUUUGUCAUUGAAAGUUACACACUGGUUAAAGUUGCUCGACAAUUGUCUUUAUAUCAACUGGACUCAAACUACCUGCUCUAAAAGAAGAAUUUUAUCUGAAUGGUUAUUGUCCUCAAUGCUUUUGUAAGACCAAUAAAGCUUCACUGUUUAUAACUUUCCGGAAUUUGG